Molecule: messenger RNA, 2820 nt
Organism: Bactrocera latifrons
Lineage: Eukaryota; Metazoa; Arthropoda; Insecta; Diptera; Tephritidae
Product: ribosomal L1 domain-containing protein CG13096
Exons: 3
Coding region: 90-2027 (645 amino acids)
Source: RefSeq, a predicted model, not a curated record
AUAAACUGUUUAAGACGCACGCACGUGUUUACUUCUAGCAUUAUUUUGUAUUUCGAAGCAGAAUUUAACGUGAAACAUAAGUAAGAAAGAUGGUGAAGUUGCAAAAAUCUUUAACAAAACCUUUAGAUAUAAUCGAGAAAAGGAAAACAAAGUUACCGGCACCACCACUUGCAGGCAUCUCAAAGUCAAACAAAAAAGAAAAAGCAGUUACUGUACUGGAAAAGUCAGUGAARUCCAAAAAAGAAAAGUUAGCAAAAGCAAUUAUUAAAGAUAUCGAAGUUGUGGCGCCUUUGAAAAAAGAAAAGAAAGACAAAUUAAAUAAAGUUGAAAAGAAGAUUCCGAGCGAACCAAACAAGAAAAAAUCCAAGACGUCUGGAAAGAAGGUGGAGCAGACUCCGAAACGUCCUUUGGUACUAGCACCGGCAGAAUCACCUCAAGUUCCAAAAUUAGUUGCGGCCAAGUUGGAAAAGAAGUCGAAGGAUAAAAAGCCCAAAGUUCAUAAGAAAAAGAACAAAAAAGUUAACCCAACUAACGUUGARCCAGCAACCCCUUUAACAAAUUUGCAAAAGAAAAAAGCUGCCAAACGAGCCUACAAAAAAGAACAAAUUAAGAAGAGGCGCGAAAAUAAAUCGGCAAAAACCAAAAAAGCUCCAACAAAACGUCUAUUUAAGGCACCACCAUUUGAUGAGGAAAAAUUCAAUGCAAUUGUAUGUGCAGAUAAUGUGAAGAAAAUAGCAAAGGGCCUGAAAAAGCAGGUAGAAAAGGAAGUCUCUGAAAAGAAAACCGCCAUUUUUAGUGAUUUUCAAUACUUCCUAAAUGUCUCCUGCUUUAAAAUACCUAAUGUUCCAAAACGUAUUGUAAAGCUCAAUUUAAAACAUUCGUUGGUUGAUAAAGAUGAUGAUGUUGCUAUCAUUGUGUCUGAUUUACAACGUGGAUCUAAAGUUGAUUAUGAACCAACAAUUCAACAUUAUGAAGAUAUCUUCCGCGAAGCCGGUAUUGAAGGACUGACAAUCAUACCAUUUAAUAAACUUAGGAAUGAAUGCAAUACUUUUGAAACUGUGCGCAAAUUUGGAAAUACCUAUGAUUAUUUUCUAUGCGAUGGGCGUUUAGUAGGACACGCAUCUGGUUUUUGCGGAAAGGUCUUCCAAAAACCGCGUACAACAUUCCAUUCAGUACGUAUGGAUAAUCAAAAGAAUUUAAAACGAGAAAUUGAGAAAUCGUUAUGUCGUACUGCUUACAAACAACUGGACAAGGGUGAUCUCAUAUCAAUACCAAUCGGUACUCACAAGUUCACAGAAGAUCAGUUGGUUGAGAAUAUUAUGCAUGUAAYGGAGCAGUUGAAGAAUACUUACCCCGGUGGCUUGGCCAAUAUCCGUGGCAUAUAUCUUAAAAUAAGUAUCGCUGGUACGUCAUCAUUGCCACUAUUCCUCAGUGUUGCAGAGCCACCUGCGGAGAUYCCUUAUGUUGUCGGACCACGUGAGCAGCGUAUGCUGAAAUUGAAACGUGAAGCUAACGAGGUUUUGUCUAAAUUCAAUAUGACAAAAGAAGGAAACUUGUUGAAACUAUCAAAAACUGAUGUGGAACGCAAACGUAAAUUGAAGGAAAUGCGAGCAGUAGUAAACGCUGAAACAAAUACGACUGAAGAAAAUAAGCAUGAUAAGGCCAAUGGCAAACAAGCUGUUGUGCCAGCAAAGAAGGCUAAAACUGAGAAAAGUGUUAUAGCUUCUGAUAAAAGUGAAAAAAGUAAGUCUAAAGAUGAAGAACCUAAGGUAGAAGAGCAAGGCGACGAAGACGAGGAUGAUGGCGAAGCAGAGCAGGAAGAUGAGGAUGAGAAUGAUAGUGGUGAAGAUGAGGAUGUGGAGGAAGAUGAUAGUGGGGAAGAGGAAGAUGGCGAUGAUGAUGAUGACGACGACGAUGACGGUGAUGAUGAUGAAGAUGAUGCUGAUGAAGAUGAUGCAGAAGAUGAAGACGGCGCGGGGGAUGAUGAUAAGGAUGAGGAUGAUAGUGAAGAAGAAGAUGAUGAAUAAUUACAAUAGUAAUUUUACCAUAAGUCUGGUUUUUUUAAUUUAAAUCUUUUAUUAUAUAAAAAACACAUUGAAUGCAUUGGAUUAUAAGAAUAAAAUAUCUUGAAAUACUUGCGAUAUUUAAUCUUUAUGCAGUAGAUUUUACGACCAACUAAUUAUUAAUAUUUUUAUGCAUCUUAAAUGGGUGUUGGUUCUGAAUAACACUAGCUAUAACUUUUUUUAUUAAGUAAAUCAUUAUUUUAUAAGCUGUGUCACCCUAUUAUGAAUGUUCAGAGACAAAUGACACAUUGAGAAUUAUUGAAACGUCAAAUUGGACACACAGUACGGCAGCAUGAAUUUUUGUUCUGAGUGUGUUUUUCUUUUAUCCCGUCUCGUCGAUUUCAUUUUAAACAAAUACUUAAGGAAAUAAUAAAUAUUUGCAACUGAGGUAGAAAUUAUUAUCGUAACGGAUUAUAAUUGUGUCUAUAGUUCUUUCGWAAAGGCAAAAUAUGUAAAACAUCAUAAAUUAACUGUGAUUUGCAUGCAAUUUCGUUGGCGUGAAAAAAAAAAUUAACGUAACAAUAGUUCUUGCUUUGACUUCAAGGCGAUGUGUUAUUUAUUGCAUUCGUAAAGGAAUUGUACCGCGGCCAUUUGAUAGGUUAGCAAAUUGCUGAAUCCUAUAAUCUAAUAAAGGCUGAAAACGAACUUAUUUCAUUUGUAUUAGGGGCUCUAGUGAUCGCGCCGCGAUAUGUGGAUCUGUGCCCACUGUGUUUACAUAAAUCUGAUUCCAUUAAAAUUCAAUUGGUGCAAAUAGUGU